AUGGAAGGGGACACAAAGCCCGACCGCUUCCCCAGCACGGAGCAAGUCCGUGUCUUUCCAGUUUCUGCGCCGAACAGCGACGCGGAGAAAGUUGUCGGUGCCGAGGACCAACGCGAUGUCUCCACAGCUUCGCCGAAGCAGUCUGCGUUCAAGUCGCUCGGCUGGCUGGACCGCUUCCUCGCUGUGUGGAUCCUGCUCGCCAUGAUCAUCGGGAUUCUUCUGGGAAACUUCGUGCCGGGGACCACCGAUGCCCUGCAGAAGGGCCAGUUCGUCGGUGUCUCGGUGCCGAUAGCGGUCGGAUUGCUCGUGAUGAUGUACCCCAUAUUAUGCAAGGUCCGGUACGAGACUCUGCACGAGAUAUUCUCCCACCGGGGGAUCUGGAAACAGAUCGCGUUCAGUGUGUUUAUGAACUGGGUCGUCGCUCCGUUCCUUAUGCUGGCGCUUGCAUGGGCGUGUUUGCCGGAUGAGCCCGAGCUUCGUACCGGGUUGAUACUCGUGGGCUUGGGUAGGUGUAUCGCAAUGGUCUUGAUAUGGACGAGCUUAGCUGGUGGCGAUAACGAAUAUUGCGCCAUUCUCGUGGCCGUCAACUCCAUCCUUCAGAUGAUAUUAUUCGCCCCGUUGGCCGUCCUCUUCAUUCGUGUGAUUAGCCAUGAAUCCGGAACCCUAGAUAUAUCGUAUGAAGUCGUUGCCACCAGUGUGGGGACCUUUCUCGGUAUCCCGCUCGGCGCGGCCAUGUUGUCACGUUUUGGACUGCGGGCUUUGGCCGGCCCUGGAUGGUACGAUCGCGUCUUUUUGAGAUUCGUGGCGCCUUGGUCUCUGAUCGGUCUCCUGUACACGAUCCUGGUUCUGUUCGCGUAUCAAGGUCAGCAAGUCGUCCAUCAGAUCGUAUCUGUCUUGCGCGUCGCCGUCCCCCUGAUCGUGUAUUUCAUCAUCAUCUUCUUCGUCACUCUAUGGGCUACACAUCGAUGUGGGUUUGGCUACGCUCUCGGCACCACCCAGAGCUUUACUGCGGCGAGCAACAAUUUCGAGCUCGCUAUCGCUGUCGCCAUUGCGACUUACGGUCCUAACAGUGAUCAAGCUCUGGCAUCUACCGUUGGGCCCUUGAUCGAAGUUCCCGUGCUACUCGGGCUUGUGUAUGUCGUUAAAUGGGUCGGGAAUAGGUGGGCCUGGAAAGACUGA
Molecule: messenger RNA, 1179 nt
Organism: Hypoxylon fragiforme
Lineage: Eukaryota; Fungi; Ascomycota; Sordariomycetes; Xylariales; Hypoxylaceae
Product: arsenical-resistance protein ACR3
Exons: 4
Coding region: 1-1179 (392 amino acids)
Biological process (GO): antimonite transmembrane transport; arsenite transport
Cellular component (GO): plasma membrane
Molecular function (GO): arsenite transmembrane transporter activity; antiporter activity; antimonite transmembrane transporter activity
Source: RefSeq, a predicted model, not a curated record